Diabrotica balteata is the source of this 5976-nucleotide messenger RNA. NCBI's taxonomy places the organism in Eukaryota, Metazoa, Arthropoda, Insecta, Coleoptera, Chrysomelidae. The record is from the annotation of a GenBank genome assembly.
AGUGUACAGAGUGGCCGAGUAAGGCACGGAUCGAACAGCUCGCGGAGACACAAUUCAACCCCUGUGAGAGAGUCAGUCCCGUAAAAAGUGAGACAAUGUCUUGAAAUGCUGUAAAAUGUCAUGAGAUGUCCCGUGACGCGUACGUGGGGGGAACCCGGUCUCCGCGAGGCGUGAGACUUCCCACUGUGGACCGCUCCCCCAGUCGGGGGGCAUACCCCGGUGGCAGUCCCCUAGGUCGGAAGCCCUUGAGGCAGACGAGAUCGGGUAAUAAUUCACCGGAACACGGGUACGGGUAUCACCAUUCUUCGCCGUAUUAUAGAGACGAGGAUUUGGGGAGUCCUAUGUUGGAGGAGAGAGGAAGGCCUAUGACCGUAGGGCCUGGGCAUCAUCGCUCUAGGAGCGCUACAAGACCAUCCAAUCCAAUGUCUGUUCGAUAUCAGUCUUUAGAUAGAGGACCCACAAUGGACCACGAACGAGAAUUUUUACCAAUUCGAGAUAGACGAGAUAGAUCCCUUGACAGAGGGUUAUAUUUUGACGAUGAACCUUAUAGUUCCAGUUUUAUUUCCAGAUCCGCCCGUCAAUCUCCAACCUCCCACCAGCCCUUCAUCGGAGAACUUCAGCACCAAAAUUCAGACCUUCAACGCGACCUAGCGAACCUAAAGAAAGAACUAGAACUGACCAAUCAAAAAUUGGGAUCGUCUAUGCAUUCCAUCAAGACUUUCUGGAGCCCAGAACUGAAGAAAGAACGGGCAUUAAGGAAAGAAGAGUCAGCCAAGUACAGCCUAAUCAACGAUCAGCUCAAAUUACUAAGUAGCGAAAAUCAGAAACAAGCUAUGCUAGUACGUCAAUUAGAAGAAGAAUUACGAAUGAGGAUGAGGGGGCCGAGCAUCGAAAUUCAGCAGCAAAUGGAGGCUCUAUUUCAAGAAAACGAACAUUUAACUAGAGAAAUAGCAAUAUUACGAGAUACCAUUAAGGAGCUAGAGCUACGGAUAGAGACACAAAAACAAACGCUGCAGGCUCGCGACGAGAGCAUAAAAAAAUUGUUGGAGAUGCUUCAGAACAAAGGCAUGGGUAAAGAGGAAGAGAGACAGAUGUUCCAACAAAUGCAAGCUAUGGCUCAAAAGCAGCUGGACGAGUUCCGCGUGGAGAUUCAACGCAGAGACCAGGAGAUCCUCGCGAUGGGCGCCAAGAUGAAGACCUUAGAGGAACAGCACCAAGACUACCAACGACACAUCGCAGUCCUCAAAGAAUCCCUCUGCGCCAAGGAAGAACACUACAACAUGCUCCAGACUGACGUCGAGGAACUCAGGCAACGGUUGGAGGAGAAGAACCGAUACGCAGAGAAGAAAGCUCAGCAGUUUCAACAAGAGAGAGGCCGAGCUGGCGCCGAGAUUGCAGAGAUGAGGGAGCACAUGGAGAUCAAGGAUAGAAAGAUUAACGUUCUACAAAGAAAAGUUGAAAAUCUGGAAGAUCUUCUAAAGGAGAAAGACAACCAAGUAGACAUGGCGAGAGCCCGGUUGUCUGCAAUGCAAGCUCAUCACUGUUCAUCUGAAGGCGCGCUUUCCUCGCUUGAAGAAGCCAUCGGCGACAAGGAGAAGCAGAUGAACCAAUUACGAGAACAGAGGGAUCGCGCUGAACAGGAAAAGCAAGAGGAACGGGAACUGCACGAACGAGAAAUAGCAGAGUACAAGAUGAAAAUACACGCACUUAAUAGUGAAGUUGAGAAACUUACAGCUAGAUUAGAAAGAGCACAAAAUGACAGAGAUCGCUUGGAAGCGAAGUUGGAAAGUUCUCAGUCGGAGUUGGGUAAAUCCAAGGCCGAGUUGGAUAAGGCCGCCGUCGAAGUAGGAAGAAGCGGAGCAGACUGGGAGGCGGCAAGACAGCGUUUGACCCGAUUGGAACUGGAAAACGAACGUCUCAGGGGCGAAAUCGAAAGAGCACAGACCACUACCACUAGUUCGUUUGGAAGGGUCACUUUCAGCAGCUCUCACGAAUUAGAUAGAAUGCAAGAGAGAGCUGACAAGACUUCCUCUGACCUCAGAAGAUGUCAAGCUGAGCUAAGAGUGACCCAGGCAGACAGCGAAAGAGCACGACAAGAGGCAACAGCUUUACAAGAAAAACUUGAGAAGUCUCAGGGGGAAGUAUACCGCCUCAAGGCCCGACUAGAAAAUUCUCACCAAGAACAAGAGAGUCUUCGGGAAGAAUUGGAGAGAGCGCAAUCGACUACGGCGAAAUUGCACUCGGACAAAGAUCGAGCGUACGGGGAGUUGGAGAAGGCACGAGAAGAACUGGAGCGUACGUCGGCGACCUUGGGAAAGGCUCAAUCACAACAAGACAAAUUACAGAACGCUCUAGACAAAGCACAGACCGAAGUAGACAAGUUACAAGAAAAGCUCGACAAGUCACUUGGGGAGACCAGAAGGAUACAAUUGGAGAAAGAAAAGGUGGCAUACGACUUAGAGAACAUCCAAUCGCAAUUGGACAAGGUUCUCGGCCAGUCUGCUCGUCUGCAGAAAGAAAAAGAGUCAGCUCAAGUAGAAUCAGAUCGGCUGAGAGAUAAAGUGGAAAAAACGCAGACUACCAUUACUAGAAUCCAGAAAGAACGUGAUAGUUUCCAGGACGAAUGCGAAAAACUGAAGGAAAGAGUCGAAAUGCAGCUGACACAAAUAGCGAAGGUACAAAGAGAACGAGCAGACAUAGAAACCGAACUUGACGUCAUUAAAGAUAGGUGGGAGAAGACACAUUCUUCACAACAAAAACUACAAAUCGAAAGAGACGAUGCUCUCUCUGAGAUCGAUCUCUUAAAGGAAAAACUAGAUAAAGCAAUAUACGCUUCACAAAAAGCAUUGGAUGAUCGAGAAAACAUGCACAAAGAGUUCGAUAAAUUAUUGGAGAAAUACGAUAGAUCACAAAGUGACCUCUAUAGAAUACAAAACAAAUUAGACACCGUUUCUGCCGACAAGGAACGACUUGAAAUAGAAUUAGAAAAACAACAAAUUCACGCAACCAAACUUCGAGAAGAUCAACGCAAGGUCCAAGAGGAAAUGGCAAGAACGCAAGAAAUGUAUGACAGAGUCGCAAUGCAACUUGGAAGAUCUAAAGAAAUUGAGGAAAAGUCUAAAGAAGAACUAGAACGAAUGAAUAUUGACAUCGAAAUGGUAAGGGAUAGAUACGAAAAGGUUCAAAUUGAAAUAAGAAGAAUCCAAAGUGAAAAAGAAAAGCUUCAUGCCGAUAACGAGAGAAUGCAGUACGAAAUAGAAAGAACACAUGGUCAAAUUGCCAAAGUACAGGCUAGCUACGAGAAAUCUCAAGAAGAAUCAGCCAGAUUACAAGUAGAAGUAGAAAAGGCUCGUGACAAACACGAUAAACUUCAAGUUGAAUUUAGGAAAAUAAUUGCCGAAUACGAUGCUCUACGAGAAUCUAACGUUCCAGGAAGAGACAGGUAUACGAAGUACGAUAGAGAUGAGAGAUCGAGAGAUGACAGCGAUCGCUUGCGUGCAGAAAUUGACAGGUUGAGGGAAAGACUCGACAAGACACUAGGAGAUCUAGAUAGAUCCAGAAAAGAAAUUGCCCACAUGGAAACCACAAGAGGCAAAUUUACAUACGAGCAAGAAAAAGAAAGGAGCAUGGAGAUGGAACGACUUAAAGACGAUUUAACACGAACUCUCAAUACUAAUCAACAACUAGAGACCAAAUUACACGAGGUAUCUAUACAAUUAGACCUCGCAAGACAAGAAGUGUCCAAAGUAUCUGGUGGACAAGAUAAGCAGCGAAACGAACUUGAACGUGCUGUAAUAGAAUGUGAGAAACUAAGAGAUAGGUACGAGAAAUUAAAACUCCAAUCAGAAAAAUUGGAAAAAGACAACGAAAAAUUAAAAUUAGAAAUCGCACAAGCGGAUAGGAGGCAAACUUUAGCAGCCGACAAAGUAAGAAAUGACGAAAGGUUGGAAAUUGAACGACUCAAGGAAAAACUAGAAAAGGCAAUUCAGGCUCGAGACGCUACUGAACUUGAGGCUGGUCGUCUUGCGCAAGAGCUGGAGAAAUCUCAGCAACAUUUGGCGAAUGCCUUACAGACCAACGAGGCUACUAAAAUUGAAUUUGAAAGAAUGGCGAAUGAACUUGCUAGAAUGCACGAGAGGAUAGAAAGGGACAAGCUUGACUGGAAAACCAUGGAACAGGAGAGAGAUGUACUUAGGGCAGAGCUACAACAAAUACGAACCGGAUUGGAUUCACAACGAAGGACGAUAGAUCACAGAUCACAAGAAACCAUCGUUAAGUUGCAGCAAGAAUUAGCACAGGUUUCUAGGGAGAGAGAAAAGAUGGUAGCCAUGCUUGACAAGCAAGGUCGUCAAGGUGAAUCUAUAGAAAAGCAAAUAAUUAAGUAUGAGGCAGAUAUAAAACAGCUAACAAUGGAACGAGAUCAAUUAGUAAUGCAACUAGAAAAAUCUCAAGAUAUGCUUAUGAACUUCCAACAAGAGUUAAAUCAGAGCGAGGCAGAACUAGAAAAACAAAAAGCUGAAGUAAUAAGACUUAAAACAGAACAGAAGAAGAUGACGCAGGAUGUCGAAAGAGGAACCAAAGAUGUCAUUGAAAAUAGAGAUAAGGAAAUCGCUAAAUUGCAACAACAGUUACAAGCAGUACAGAAAGAAAGAGACACUCACCGACAGAGAGCAGAUAAAGCAGAAAAACUUCUUCAUGAAUCUGGAGCCAGAGGAGACUCUGAACUGGAACAAUGGAGAAAGGUCGUACAACAAGAAACAGACCGAGCGGAUCAAGCCGAAAAAACGGCACAGGAUCUUCAAAAACGUAUUCAGGUUAUGGAGAAACAGUUACAGCAGCAACUACAACAGAUGGCACAAUAUCAGAAAGAAAGGGGAAUACAACCACCGCCGCAAGACGACAAGGAGGUUGCACGGUUAAGAAAAGAACUAGAGAAAGCACAUACGGAUGUAAAGAAUUCGACCACAGAAAAAGAAAGGCUGCAGUCACAACUUGAGAUGCUGGUUCAAGAGCUUGAAAGAAAUCAGAUGGAACUUCAAGAAGCUCACAAGAGAGCAGCUGCUGUCAGUGCCCAAAAACCAACCGAGGACCAUACCGCUGAGAGGAGGCAACUGGCCGAAGAGAGAAAGAUAAUCGAAGAAGCUAAGAAACAGUUUGAGGAACAAAGAAGAAUCGUAGAAAAUAAGAGUAGACAAGUAGAAGAAAAAGAGAGAGCCUUAGCAGAUUUAGAUAAGCAAUUACAAAAACAAAAGCAGCAACUGGACCAAUUACAAAAUUCCUUACAGAGAGCUGGCGGAAACGCUGCCGCUGUGGGUGAGUUAAAUAAGAAGUUGGCUGAUGCCGAGAAAAAGAUGGAACAAGCACAGGAAGAAGCAAAACGGUCGGCUACUGAAAUGGAAAGACUGCUUCAAUUAGUUCAAAUGAGCCAGGAAGAACAGAACGUUAAGGAGAAGCAGAUUUCGGAUCUGCAACAGGCCCUUAAAAAUGCACAGGCAAAAUUAAAACAACAGCAACAACAAGCACAACAACAAGAGGCUGGACCUGCUGGCUUCUUAAAAAGCUUUUUCUAGUCUUGCCAUGCCAUCUCCUCAAUCCUGCCCCAUUCCCCCACUUAUCCGCUCCAAUUUUUUAUUUAAUCGUAUUUGUAUAAAUGCAUAAUGUAUAUUGUCAACGCUAUGUUUUGUACCGUUUUGUUGCUUAACAUUAGGAAAACGAGAACAGUAUUACAAGUAAACACGACUUCAAGAUAACGAUGGAUCCGGAGUCGAGUACAGAAAAUAAACAGUUAGAAGACGACAGUUACGUCAAGCAUCUAGAGUCUACUAUCAAGCUCUACGAAGCCGAACUGCAAAAACACGAAACAGAGAAACAGGACCUGCCGGAACCUUCAACAGAAAGGGACGCUGUCUGUAAAGCAAUAGAUUCUAAAUAUAUUAAACAUUUAGAGGAAUCAUUAAAAAUUAAUGAAAAUUCUCU